UGGAGCCUCUGUCGUACAAUUGGAUUCUGCACUGCCUACGUAUUGCAUGAUCCUGGCCGAUUAUCAUUACAUAAUACUUCAUCUGUGAAGGUGGUGUACUAUACAACUAUAUGUUGCAGCGCUGGGAAGUACAGUGUAGUCAGUUACAAUUGUUUGUCUUAAGCUGAGGAGAAGGAAUGAAUCUUCUGGUACUUCUGCCCCUCUUCUUGCAAGAGGUUUUCACACAUGAUGCUGUUGUUUCCGGACGUCUGUUUACAAGACUGACCCAUCUGGACAACGUUAGACCUGACGGGACCCCAGCUGUCAUCUACCAGUCGAGGAGUAAGCUGGUAUGUGCCAGCUUCUGUGGGAGGGAUGAAGCCUGUCUUGCUGUGAUGCACCAUGGCGGUCAGUGCUACAUCUACAGGACACCCCUAUCUCCCUCCAAUGUUUCUCUUCCCGGCGCCAGAGGUUUCAAUAAGCGAGUUCACUUCGUAUUCGUUGGCUGUUACAAGGGCAAGGCGCUGAAAGAGACGCGCAAAAGAUACUUGACUGGACUGACACCUGAAGUUUGCCAGCAAGAAUGCUACAGACUCGGUUACACCUCUGGAACUAUGCACAUCGUCAAGAAGCUUAUACCAAGAAGGCUGUGCAGGUGUGCUGAUGCCAUCACGAGUGUGAGCAAGAACGAAAGUCACUGCAACGAACCAUGUAAUGGAGACCUAAGCAAGAUAUGCGGGGGAUUCUAUUCGGCGUCCGUCUAUAAGAUGGCGAUCCUUCAUAUGCCCUAAAUAUGAUGAUUUACAUGAAGAUUAAAGACCAUGGACUAUGACACUACAAAGGGAAAGAACAUUGUACUGACUUACUGAGAAGACAUCCUUGUUGUCUGAUAUUGUUGAGGUCCCACUGCUCGCACUGGCGUUUUAACCAAUAAACAAUGCUGAUUUCUGAAUAAAG
Molecule: messenger RNA, 936 nt
Organism: Haliotis rubra (blacklip abalone)
Lineage: Eukaryota; Metazoa; Mollusca; Gastropoda; Lepetellida; Haliotidae
Exons: 3
Coding region: 177-770 (197 amino acids)
Source: RefSeq, a predicted model, not a curated record